Aspergillus novofumigatus IBT 16806 is the source of this 957-nucleotide messenger RNA. Its product is annotated as MIND complex subunit MTW1. The record is from RefSeq and is a predicted model, not a curated record. Lineage: Eukaryota; Fungi; Ascomycota; Eurotiomycetes; Eurotiales; Aspergillaceae. Gene Ontology annotation, cellular component: chromosome, centromeric region; nucleus. The coding region runs from base 1 to 957 and encodes 318 amino acids. Gene Ontology annotation, biological process: mitotic sister chromatid segregation; kinetochore assembly; mitotic cell cycle. The transcript has 3 exons.
AUGAAUGACGUGACAAACUCCUUGCUCACAGAGCAUUUCAGCUAUACACCCUUGCCUCGAGUCAGGCUUACUCGCCACUCCCCCGAACGCUUGGGCUUUGCGCAUGCAAAUAAUGCCUCUACGAUACCCGAUACGGAUGAAGACGGCAAUGUUGUUUACCCGGAAGCCAAACUGGAACUCGAAAAUGGACUACACCAGCUAGAAACGCUCCUCGAGGCGACAGUGGACAAGGCAUUCGAUAAAUUCGAGAUUUACGUCCUGCGCAACAUCUUCACCGUGCCCGACGACUUGUUGAACUACAUCAGAUUGAGCCAUCACGAGCUCAUGCAGAACCUUGUCCUUGAUCCUUCCCCGAAUGCGCCUACUCCAGAAACGAUCCAUGCACUCCGCAAAAAGUUGAAUGAGACCAAGAAAUUGAACCGAUCUUUGAAACGCGAGAGCGCUCAAAACGAGGCUGUAAUCUCGCAGUUGCGAUCCAUAUUGUCAACAGUACAUGCACCCGAUUUCGCGAAAGACACAAAUGGAGAGGGCAAGGCAGGAACACUUCUGCCAAACCAAGAAAAGGACCUUGACCUUUCGUUCUUGAAGUCCAGUCCUGCUGCCCAGCAACUACGCGUUGGUGUUGAUACUGGCGCGAGUACCCAGUAUACACCGCUUACAACGAAUACGACCUUCAUUCUGUCCCAACUUCCUGCACUGCAGGCGAUGUUGAAGCAGCUCCGGCCCAAGCUUAUUUCUCUACCAAAGUCCAGCGAUAUCAUGGAGAGCGACGCCAAGUUCGAUGAAAGGAGGGAGUACAUCGAAAGUAGAAUCAAGCUGCAUCUUGAGCGGACCGGACAGCUGCCCGUUGGAGCUAACGGCAGCCCGACGAUUGUCGGACGGAGAAUUGACAUGGCAGAAGCACAAGCGCUCGAGUCUGUUACUGGUAUGCUUACAAAAGAUGAAAAGGAGGACUGA